AGCGCGGUUUUUCGAGCCAUAUACAUAUGGUAAUCGAUCCCCGAGUUAACCAAUAAAAAUGGUUCUUUUAUCCAACGCAGGAGUUCCGACUUAUGUUCCAAAUCGGAAAAGGAAAUCUCGAUUGAUCGUCGGUCUGAAGUGGGACGCAGAAACUGGAGCGCCACUAGCUACUCUCUUCGCUCAGGUUGCUCUGUUUACCGCAUCGUUGUGCCUAAAGAAAACGAGAUUAUGUUCAGAAUACGACCACAGUGGAAUAAAAACGGCGAUCUUGUACCAUAUCUGCGCCGUCCUGCUAUGUUAUGCGAAUCGGUGGAAUCGGCUGGAAUUCUUCCGUCGAAGUCGCGGCAUUAAGGUAAAUUCAGUAGCAAACCUCAUAUGCUUGAUUCUUGGGAUUCUUCUUGAGAAGUUUUAUGAGAAAUCAUUGGCUAGCCUCUGUUUUUUCCUGAUCAUGGAAAUCUUGUUCUUGAUUUUGGUGGUGAUUAUACAACCGAAGACCGACCUUGGGUUCUUUGGUUUUCUAGUCGGAGCCACUGUAUCAGUUGCUUACAACUUCUUCCAACUCAAGCUCGGAACCUGGAUAGUGGUUGCCAUCUGCUCUCUACUAGUGGCUUGCAAGUUUUGUUUAGAUAAGAACUGGUUGGAUCUAGGGGAGUUAGAGAGACCGGAGCUAGAAUCUUACCGAGAUUAUUUACUGCCCAUAGAUCUAACUGAAAGGAUCGCCAGUAGACUCAGCAAUCUGACUCCGGCUCCUGUAAUUGAAACCAUUGACGCACUAAUAGUGGCGGGUUUCUACUUUUUUUGGGCGUCUGCCUUUUUUAGCACCAAUUGUCUAAAUUCGGAAUAUUGCACCUCAUGUUCUGCCAUGGAAAAGCUCAAAUGCGGGGCCAUUUACGUUUUGUGGAUGUCCCCUGCUCACAUCCAUCGUCUAUAUUCUCUGUUCCAAGUUGAAUUUUGGCUACUUUGGCUUUGGCCAACGGCGAGUGCGAAUGCGAAAGCAGUGGUACAGGCAAUGGCACAGGUAGAAAAUAUUCAGAAUCAGAUCAAAAGACUAGAGGAAGCACGCCGCCCAAAAAAUGCGUCUGUAGUAGCCGAAGCGAUGGGGAAAGCAAGGAUAGGGUUGAAGAGGAAUCAUGACAUAUUGACGCUGUACCGCCAUGAGUGGGAGCAGGAAUUGCCAGAAUGGGUGAGAAAGAAAAUAGAGAAAAAGUUUCUUUUUGCUGUAAACAUAGAGUAUGAGUGCAAAUUGUCCGUUCCUUUUAGCUUUUUUAAACCCUCGUAUUCAGAGCUUUUAGUUCUUAACCUAUAAGAAUGGGAGAAAAUAAUUUUUAUUUGUAAUUUUUACCAUACGUUCAUCGCUUUUAUCACUUUUUUUAUUAUAUUUCUGUUAAUUUUGUCUUAUUUAUAUAAUAAAUAAAAAAUGGGAAA
Rubroshorea leprosula is the source of this 1425-nucleotide messenger RNA. The record is from the annotation of a GenBank genome assembly. Lineage: Eukaryota; Viridiplantae; Streptophyta; Magnoliopsida; Malvales; Dipterocarpaceae.